AUGGCCACUGAAGUAGUCGAUGUGUGUAUCAGCAACUGCACUCAGUGCCGAUUCCUGUGCAAGCUGUGCGUGGAUCGGAUCGCUGCGCUCGCUCUCAACAAGAAGCCCCACCACGAGCUCGAGAACAAAGUGCGCUUUCUGCAGGCUUACGAGCCCGGCCCUCUCAGCGAAUCGUUCCGCGGCGAUGUCAGCUUCGUCGGAUGCGAUCUGGAGCCCGUCUUCGCUCAUCGUUUCAUUAUGGCGGGCAAGUCCUCAGUCUUUCGGAAGAUGUUCGAUAUCGAUAUGAAGGAGAAGGAGAGCGGCACAGUGCAAGUCGACGAUGCAGUGGCUCCUGUGCUGAGGUCCGUGGUGAAUUAUUGCUACACUGCAGAUAUUCUGUUCACGGAAGAGGCACCGGCGGAGGAAGUGCUGAAGCUUGCCCACAAAUAUGACAUGAACGAGUUGAAGGCAGUUUGCGAGAGCGAGCUUUCCAGAGGUAUCAACAACGAGAACCUGUGCAAUAGAUUAAGACUUGCACACAUAUAUGAUGCCAAGAAGCUGGAUGCAGUGGCAGCCAGGUUCUUCAAGGAAAAUUUUGAUGAUGUGUACACCAGAGUUGUAGAGAGCUUACUUUUGGGGAUCAGAGGUAGUUCAUAA
Marchantia polymorpha subsp. ruderalis is the source of this 636-nucleotide messenger RNA. The record is from the annotation of a GenBank genome assembly. Lineage: Eukaryota; Viridiplantae; Streptophyta; Marchantiopsida; Marchantiales; Marchantiaceae.